Sphaerodactylus townsendi is the source of this 1602-nucleotide messenger RNA. RefSeq names its product galectin like (gene LGALSL). The record is from RefSeq and is a predicted model, not a curated record. Bases 231 to 746 code for a protein of 171 amino acids. Gene Ontology annotation, molecular function: carbohydrate binding. The transcript has 5 exons. Lineage: Eukaryota; Metazoa; Chordata; Lepidosauria; Squamata; Sphaerodactylidae.
CCGGUUCCUGGCGCUGCCUCGCGCCGGCCUCCCUCCGCCUUCGCGCACGUCGAGCGGCGGGGCUUGGCCACGGAGCUCCGCCCGGCUCCGGUGCCGCCUGGCUGGGCCAGCCCCGGCCAGCUCCCGCCUCCCGCUGCCUCCGCCUCCCUUUCCCUGCCCUGCCAGGUCAGCUCCAACGGCGGCGGCGGCGGCGGCACAGCUCUCCCCUCCAACCGAGCCCGCGCGGCAAGAUGGCGGGGUCGGUGGCCGAACGGGACGCGGUGAAAAUAGAAGACGGGCAUUUAAACAACUCGCUGGGCUCUCCGGUGCAAGCGGAAGUGUAUUUCCCACGGCUGAUUGUCCCGUUCUGUGGGCACAUCAAAGGAGGCAUGAGGCCGGGCAAGAAGAUCCUAAUAAUGGGCAUCGUGGAUCUCAGCCCAGAGAGUUUUGACAUCAGCCUCACCUGUGGCGACACAGAGGAUCCCCCCGCGGACGUUGCGAUCGAGCUAAAAGCCAUCUUCCCCGACAGGCAGUUCCUCAGGAAUUCGUGUGUAUCCGGCGAAUGGGGAGAAGAACAGUCGUCUCUCCCAUACUUCCCAUUUAUCCCUGAUCAGCCCUUCAGGGUUGAAAUACUUUGUGAGCACCCUCGUUUUAGGAUAUUCGUGGAUGGACACCAGCUUUUUGAUUUUUACCAUCGUAUCGAGAAGUUGUCAGCUAUUGACACGAUAAAGAUCAAUGGCGAUCUACAAAUUACUAAACUCGGUUGACCUUGUGUUUUUUUUAGCUAAAGGAAAAAUAGAAAAACAAAAACAAAAAGAUGAAAACCAAAACUUUAAGAUUCCAAACAGGCUCAGGAGCUGUGAACAUCUACCUGAAGGAGCAGUGCCAACUUUAUCACGACACAUCUUUUAACAGGCCGAGCAUAACAGUUUCACUCCUGCGAGCAGCAAAGAAUAUUGUCGAUGAACUGAAGCGCUGUUUGCCCCAAUGAAGAAAGAGAUUGAUUGUGAACCGGUACUGAGACGUUCUCCCCUUUUUGGAUCUUAAAAAUGUAGCCUAACCCUGCCUGGAUAAUCAAAUUAUAACGGAUUCUGAAAGAGUUACUUCGUUGUCUAAACUGCAGAAGUUUUUUCCUCCUCCCUGUAAAGGGAAAUUUUGGAACUAAGUGCUAAAACCUGUCACCGAACAGCAAGGAAAGAGAAAAAAAAUGUUUUCUUUUGCAAAUACUGUGCCUGCACUGAAGUGAAUUAGUGUAAGUGUAACACAAAUCACACCAAGAGGGCCAAAUACAGAAGUCAUUAUUCAGGUCAUUAAAAAUAAUCUUGUUAAAAUCAAGAGCAAAAAAAGUCCCAAGGACUUCAAUAAUCUUGCUGGGCAAACUGGUUGCGUGCUGUUGAGUAGAUGCAAGUCCCUUUGCAUCGGGGAGAGUUGAACGUGCUUAACUGUGCAUUGGAUUGCAACCACUUUCUCUUGUUUUAUCCAGAGGAAGGAGAGAGGUCUUAUGGAAACCGAGUAACUGCUUCUGGCACCUGGGCCCAUGUAUUUUCGUCAGGGUAUUUGCUUAGAAUGUAGGUCAUUACAUGUUUUUGCACAAUGUAAUAUUAAUAUUAUUUUUGAAAGCUU